Molecule: messenger RNA, 564 nt
Organism: Vigna angularis (adzuki bean)
Lineage: Eukaryota; Viridiplantae; Streptophyta; Magnoliopsida; Fabales; Fabaceae
Exons: 1
Coding region: 1-564 (187 amino acids)
Molecular function (GO): nucleic acid binding
Source: RefSeq, a predicted model, not a curated record
AUGUCAUGGGCUGAAUAUUGGUACAACACCAAUUUCCACAGUUCCAUAGGAACCACACCUUUUGAGGUGGUGUAUGGACGGCCUCCACCAGUCAUUACCAGAUUCCUUCCAAGGGAGACAUGUGUUGAAGCCGUGCAGCGUGAGCUGUUAGACCGUGAUGAGGCACUAAGUCAGCGGAAGCAACAUCUGCUUCGAUCAUGGAGAAAAAGUUUCAGCAUAGGAGUAUGGGUGUUCCUUAAGUUGAAGCCUCAUAGGCAACAGACCUUGAAGUCUGAGAUUUGUCCUAAGCUUGCUCCUAAGUACUAUUGUCCUUUCCAAAUUACGGGGAGACUAGGGGCUGCGGCUUAUAGACUUCAACUUCCUCCGGAGUCACGUAUACAUCCUGUAUUCCACGUGUCACUAAAACGUUGUUGGGACUUCGAUAUUGAGAAAACUUUGCCUCCCGGACUGGAUUUGGAGAUUGUUCGAGAUGUUGUACCUGCUGCAGUGUUGGCUACACUCUGUUGGAACUGGCUCUGGGCAAAAUCUGAUUUCUGUAUUUUCCUUUCGUUUGCCAUUCACUAA